CUCACGAGUUUUCGAGUCGAGUAUUGAGCUACUUGACUCGACUCACUAAAAUUUCGAGUAAAUCUCGAGUUGGAGCUGAGCUCACUCGAGCUGAAUUUUGACCGAAUCGAGUUCGAGUAGCCCGCGAGUUGUCUCGUCUCAUAACUCAAGCCAUGAACUUUUAUUAUUUUUUGUAAAAAAAAAUUUGACAAGAAAAUCAAAUUUUAAAAAGAAAAAAAUGGGGGAAAUGACACAAGUAAAAAAAAAAAAAAAAGAAAAAAACAAAUCAUUUUCUACUUUUACCAACGCAACCCCCUCCACGUCCAUGUCUCCACCCUUACGCCUCUGUCGCUGUUGACUACCACUCUCUCCUCCACCGGCGUCGCUGUUUUCUCCUACUCCUACGCCUCUGCCGUCGCCGGUUUCUCCUCCUCCUUUUCAUCCUUUUUUGGUUGUUGUCUCCUGCACUUCAAAUUCAGGUAAAAACAUCCGCCAUUGAUGUCUUCUUCGAGCUCCAAAUUCUAAUUGCUUGUUUUUUCUGAAACAUUGUAAUACAAAUUAACGAUGACCCAUUAUCGUAAACUUAAAUUAUAUCCUAUUCUCAGAUGGGUUUCUUCUGAUUUUCCCCCAAACCCCUUUAAAUUACCAUUAAAAUACCCUAUUUUUCGAUGUGAUUUUCCAUGUUAUUGUAAUUAUAGUAAUGUACAGCAUUAUUCUAGUUUGAUUAGUACUAUGAAUGUUAAUUUUGAGCAAAAUGAAGGUAUUCAAGGGAGUUCAACUUCCAAUAAUGGUGAUACAGUUCGUAGAUUUUCUAAAACUAUUAAGAAGGAGGCUCAAGGUGCAUUGUUAGAUUAUUUGCAUUCUACUAGAAGCUUACCCUUUUUGGAUGCUGAGCAUAUGAGCAAAAAUUCCCCUCAAUUUUUGAGGAAGCUGGUAGAUAAUGUCAAGAAUGAGCCUGAAAUCGGGCGUUCUGUGGCUCGUUUCUUGCGUUACCAUCCUAUUAAUGAAUUCGAACCGUUCUUUGAAAGUAUAGGGUUGGAACCUUCUGAGUUUGUUCCUCAACUUCCGCGUGAUUUGAUGUUUUUGAGUGAUGAGGAAGGUUUGUUUGAUAACUACUUUGUUUUGUGUGAAUAUGGGGUUAAUCGCUAUCAUAUAGGAAGGAUAUAUAGAGGGGCAAGAGAGGUGUUUCGAUAUGGUAAUGGGGUUUUGAUAUCGAAGCUACGAGAAUUUGAGGAGCUCGGGUUAAGUAAACCUGUUAUAGCUAAGGCUGUUGUGUUUAACCCUUGUCUUUUGAUUGAUGGUGGGGGAAAAGAGUUUUUUAAGGUGGUAGUAAAGUUGCAGUGCCUUGGUUUUGCAUAUGAAUGGGUUGAGCAGCAUUUAUUGGAGAAUGCUUCCUACAAUUGGAGACAAGUCUUUGAGUUGCUACAUAUGCUGAAUGAUAUAGGCUGUGAAAACGAGGAAUUGGGGAAUUUGUUGAGGCAACAUCCAGAACUUUUAUUUGAUCGUUCAGGUCGAUUGACCUUUUCAUUGAUUGGUUAUCUGCUAAAAUUUGGAUGCACAAAGAAUGAUAUAUGCUCACUGUUUAUUCACUUUCCACAAAUCAAAGUUGGAAAAUUUCUUCAGAAUCUUGGACGCGCUUUUGAGUUAUUUUGUGAAUUAGAGAUGGAUGCUUUGAAUAUUGAAAAUAUUAUUCAAACACAUGUCAUGUUGCUGGGUUCAUGCUCAGUGAAGAAAGCAAACAGUUUAAUUUGUAAUUUGAAUAUAGGAAAGAAACGCUUGUGCGAAAUCAUUAUAGAAAAUCCGUUGGUGCUAAAGAAUUGGGUUUUGAGAGCAAAAAUUAAGCGCCUGUCUGAGACUAGAAUGUGUCCUCGCAAGGAGAGGAUUAAAUUCUUAUCAAGUAUUGGCUUCACAGAACAUUCAAAUGAAAUGGAAAAGGCACUAAAGCUAUUCCGCGGCAAAGGAGAUGAACUCUGGGAAAGAUUUGACUGUCUUGUCAAAGCAGGGCUCAGUGAAGGGGAUGUCGCACAGAUGACAAAAGCGGCACCACAGAUUCUCAAUCAAUCAAAGGAAGUUAUAGAGACAAAGAUUAGAUAUCUCGUUAAUGAUUUAGGCUAUCCAGUGUCAAGUUUAAAACCAUUCCCAGGGUUCAUUGCCUAUACAAUGGAAAGGGUAAAGCUUAGAUUUUCUAUGUACAAUUGGCUUGUCAAUCAAAAUGCUGUUUGCAGUACAUUGAGUUUGAGUACCAUAAUUGGAUGCACGGACUCAUUUUUUGUGAAGAAGUAUGUAAAUAAACAUCCUAGAGGCCUUGAUGUGUGGCAGGAGUUGAAGAAGACGAUUUAUGUGAAAUAAGUUUCCCUGCUCAUUAGCACAGUUAACUUGUGCAUGCUGAGAAACUGAUUCAGAUUUUCAGCUAUUAUUACUCCAAGUCUCAAAGCUUUUGGACUUUAUUCAGCAUAAUCACAAAGUGCGUUCAGUACUUGACAGGUUGUACACUGAACUAUGUACCAUCAAGCAAUGCUGCUCUCUGUGCUAGCUUCUGACUGUUUGGGAUUUCAUAUGUAACUCUAUUCAAGCUAUAAAUCAAGAACUGCUGAUCUGAAAUACAUUUUCUUUGCUGUUUCUACUUCGAAUUUUGCAUGUAUGAAUGUCGUUAUUGGCUCUGGUUUCAUGGACGCCUUCGUGAAGGAAGUAGAUGAAGUGGAUGCUGAAUAUCGGUUAAAGUUUGAGAUUUCAUGUCUCUGCUUGUAAAACAAAUUAUCAUUUUUUUCAGGAAUGAAUUUAACUUCACACAUCUGUAAUUUUCACCAAUGUAGGUGUGUAGCUAAUUGUUUCCACACUAA
Messenger RNA from Chenopodium quinoa (quinoa), 2819 nucleotides. Its product is annotated as transcription termination factor MTEF18, mitochondrial-like. Gene Ontology annotation, biological process: chloroplast organization; regulation of DNA-templated transcription. The transcript has 3 exons. The record is from RefSeq and is a predicted model, not a curated record. Gene Ontology annotation, cellular component: chloroplast. Bases 544 to 2328 code for a protein of 594 amino acids. Gene Ontology annotation, molecular function: double-stranded DNA binding. NCBI's taxonomy places the organism in Eukaryota, Viridiplantae, Streptophyta, Magnoliopsida, Caryophyllales, Amaranthaceae.